Thrips palmi is the source of this 1307-nucleotide messenger RNA. It is a transcript of the gene l(3)neo43, whose product is annotated as cytochrome c oxidase assembly protein COX16 homolog, mitochondrial. NCBI's taxonomy places the organism in Eukaryota, Metazoa, Arthropoda, Insecta, Thysanoptera, Thripidae. Gene Ontology annotation, cellular component: mitochondrial inner membrane. The coding region runs from base 381 to 1073 and encodes 230 amino acids. The transcript is spliced from 3 exons. Gene Ontology annotation, biological process: mitochondrial respiratory chain complex IV assembly. The record is from RefSeq and is a predicted model, not a curated record.
AACCCCACCGGGGGCCUCAUUGUCCGAGUGCUGUUCCGGUGCGUUAUAAGGGUUCGACCCUUUGUUUCGCUCGUUGUCUGGAGGCUGUUUGCCACACUCAUGAUGGCACCAAGAAAAGGCCUGCAUAGCAAAGGGUCGCCGCUGGCUCAGUUAUGAGUUCACCCAUGUGAAUCCAUUUGAUUUACCAAUUGAGGAAAAGAUAGAAAGCGUCAGAGUUGAUCCAGAAAAGGAGUAUGAUAACAUAAUGAAUAAGAUUGACCUUGACAACUGGGAGAACAAGAGAAUACCCCGUCCGUGGGAAGAACAGGCCAGCUCGAAUUAAAGUUGCGGAUCCGUUUUUGACUAGUUGUUUUGUAGAAGUUCUCGUUGAAAGCUACUAAAUGGAUCCUGAAAAGCCUUGUUGGCACCGUUCAGAUCCAACAUUUUCGCAGAAAGUUACCCUGCGAAAAGAGAGUGAGAAAGUUGUAAAAUCUUGCUGCCUUGUUGACCAAACUAGUGUUGGUGAUAUUCAAGCUGUAGUUCAGAAUGAAGAUAUUGCAUCUGUAACUCUCUGUCAUGAUUCUGAUGAGGAACUUUUAAAUUCUAUGAUUGAUAAUUCUUGUAUUAGUAAUGAUGGCAGUGCCCCUGAAACCAUUGACAACGUUGAUGACGACUACAGUAAUUCUAGCCGGCCCUAUGUUCCUUUCUCAAUAGAAGAAGUAUCAUUAGUGAAAACUUUGUCAGUAUGGUCUAAUCGUAAUGUUCGUGUUAUUGGCACAGCAUCUCCUAUUGAAAAUGUAGAUUAUAAUAUGUGGAAACUGGUCAGCAUUGGGGAAGAGGGAGGUCCUUUCUCCAUUUCUGUUGAUUUGAGGCUGGUCAAUUUUCCCUCUGCCAAUUGCCCCAUACAAAUUUUUGGUGAGUUACAAAUGUUGAAAAACAAUACCACUCCUGUAAUUCUUGCUAAAUUCUUUAGAGACUUCUCCUCUGUUGACAUUUUUUACCAUAACAAAUCUGUUGAGGAGUUAAAGAAAUACAUUCCUCAUUUCAUUGAUAGAAGGAACUCUCAAACUCGUAUGUUAGAUGACAGUGAUUGACUUUACUUGCAAUUUUUGAGUUCUUAUUCUAUUCUACUUACUCUCAGACAAAAGAAAUGAGCUUCCGACUCUGUGUCUAUUGGGGCAUCUGGUAUUAGAGGGUCAAUUCUUUAGCAAUUGAAGUGCAGGAGUUUACAAAGCCUUGAGUAAAUUUCAUGUCAAUGUUAAUGAAUGUAUUAUUGAAGGUAAGAAGUUUCAGAACUGUAAAUAGUCAAUAAAACAAUUUUAAGACAA